CGAGCAAGCGACGACUCCGGUUCUCCCUCGUGCGCUCAACGCAAGGGCCAGCGGAAGAGAGCGAGCGCCAGCAUCCCACUGCGUGCAACUAUUGCAUCGUUUGUCCGCGGCGGAUACAUAUACAAAUAUCUGUACACACUCACAUGCUGUACUCGUGGCCAGCGUCGACGUCGCCGGGCUAUUGGGAGCGCUGACGGCGCCGGUGGUUGACCACGCACCGACGACGCCGACUGCUGCGUCGCCAUGCCGUUCAGCAUCCGGCGGCUGACGCUGCAGCGCAGCCUGUCGGGCGGCGAGCGGCCUAAGAGCGAACCACCGGGCCGGGCUGCCAUCAAGAAGUCCGCCUCGCAGGACGAGGCCCGCGCAGCCAGGGCGCUCCCCUCGUCGCGAUCCGCCGACCAGGGGGACCUCAGGCGGCUGCAGGCGCUCGGCCAGGCGCCUUCCCCAGUACAGGGAUCGCCGCUGCAACACCACGAGCCGGCUCAGCCGCAGCAGCAGCCUCCCGAGCCGCCUGCCCGCAACUGGUCCCCGCAAAUGACAUCGGGCGGCGGCCGCUACCCGACGCGGGCCGUGAGUGUGGACCGAGCCACCUCGUCGUCUUCGUCUCUGCUGUCCCGGUGGCGGCAGGUGGGUCGAUCCAAGAGCGCCAGCAUCUCCGAGCCCCGCGAGUACCCCCUAGACGACGGCAACGCCAAGCCCACGCCGCCGCCGCGACCUCCUCGGUCGGCCGCAUCCAGGCUGUCCGCAGCGGGCAGCAAAGGACCGGCUGACUGGUCAGGCGGUGGCGGUGGCGGCGUGGUCGCCGGCCACACCGUGCGCAGGCCCGUGCCCAGGAGGCAGCACUCGCUGCCGGAGACGCAGGAGCAGCAGCUACAGAGAUCCAUCAUGGAGCUGCAGAGCCACCUGGGCGCGCCCGUGGGCGGCGGUGGCGGCGGGCGCAUGGUGGGCCCACCGAUGUACCAGCCGCCGGCGAGCGUGUACGACGAGGACCCGGGCAUCAUGUCCGAGGUGGAGACCUCGGCCACGGGCCUGCGCAGGGCCACCAAGGCCCGCGCCAGCCUGCCCGUCGUCCGCACGCCGUCCAAGACACAGGAGCGGCCACUCGCAAGGAUGACGCUCGUCAAGCCUGGCGAGCUUGGCGACUGGCAGGAUGGCAAAGGAAAUCGGUACAAGGAAGACUACAGGACUUCGAUGUCGCCCUCCGGAGGCGUCUACGUCAACAAUGAGCUGGCAUCUCGGGCGGCCAUGAUGACAUCGCUAGGCCUGGUUUUCCUUCAGUACCGGAGCGAGACGAAGCGGGCUUUGCUGCCGAACGAGAUCACGUCGAUCGACACGGUGAAGGCGCUGUUCGUGCGUUCCUUCCCGAAGCAGCUCACCAUGGAGUAUCUCGACUCGCCGCACAUUCGCAUCUACAUUCACGACCCCUCCAAGGACAUGUUUUACGAGCUCGAGGACCUCAGGGACAUCCGAGAUCGAUCAGUGAUACGCAUAUACGAGCAAGAUGUCAACGACGGGGGUGUCUACAGCACGUACGACCAGGACAUGAGCUACUUUUCGGAGCCAGAAUUCGACUCGGAAUACCAGAACCAGCACAUACACAGGGCAAAGGCGGGAAAGUCUCAAGGAGCGGGUUAUUACGGAGUGCCAGCCUACCCACCACCAGGCCGGACACAGACACUUCCGCACGGCGCCACCAUCCGGCCCUUCUCGCCCGCACCACAGGAGAGGCCCAAGCCGAGCCCAGGCUACUCGCAAACCCUUCCCCGAGGAAUGACCUACUCGUCGGUGGCGCUGAGUCCGGAAAAGAGGCAGCCUGGACUGCUCGUGACCGCCGCCGGCCCGCCAGGAGUGGCGCCGGCCAAGCCGCAGCGGUUCUACGGACAGCCACCGCCGCCCCUGCAGGUCGCCUCCCCCCUCACCUCCCCGAGGUCCCCUCUGCCGAGGCCAGUGCCCCCACCGCCGCGCGCUCUGUCUCCGGACCGGGGCGGUGGCCUGCUGGCCGAGGCGGGCUACCCGCCGGUGGUGGGUGCGCCGUUCCCGGCGGGCGGAGUGCCAACGGGCCCGUACCCGCCACCCACGUCCCCUCGCCGCUACGAUCUGGCCGGCUACCCUCCGGCCGACGACCGGGGUCGUGGUGAUCCGGGAUACUCGCCCGAGCGCCGGCUCGACCACACGCGCUCUUUGCCGGCGACAUUCAACUCAGCCUACGAGGAGCCCUUUUACGGCGGGGAUGCCGCCGCCGCUUACGGCUCGCGCUCGGGCAGCGCCACGCCCAUCAUCGACGAAGAAGCCCGAAUGCGUGUGGAGUAUAUGGAACGCCAGCUUGCAAGUCUGACUGGGCUGGUGCACAAGGCCCUGGCUGCAGGAACUUCUCCACGGCAGCCGAGCCACCUGAUCCCUACCAGGGACACGGACGUGGCUCCCGAGAAGGACAGGUCGGAUGACGUUCGGCUGCCAGAAUAUGAUGUGCAGAAGCACCCCUUCAAAGAGGAGAAGUCAGUGUCGUUCUCAGACGAGACCCUGGAUUGCCACAAACAAAGGCAGCACUCGCCACAACCAGCAGCAGAGAAACCGACGAAGCCUGCAAUCAAGGGCAUGCGAUCACACUCGAUAUCAGAUGACUACUCUGGAGUGACGUCUGCAAUUCCAGACAAAGAUGGUCGGCCUUCAAAGCCAGCUCCGCCACCCAAGCCGGCCUCUCUGAGUUGUGCUCUUGAGUCACGACAGCAUUCCUCAUCUCCAGCAAAAGAAAUUCAUUUCUCCGUGGAAGCGUGCUCCCAGCUGCAGCUCCUGAGAAAGCAGACCAAGGACCUGCGGUUAGAAGUACGCAACCUGCGGCGGAUGACACAGACUCAAGCUGUCACUGCCAGGGAAAUGAUUCGGGAGACAUGCCUCAAAAUCAAGGUGAUGCUGGCUGCUGUUCAAGUGGGUGAAGACCAGGUUUGUGCAGAACGACUUCGGGUUUCCAGGGAAGAAGACCUCUACAGACAAGAUGUCACACGGCUGGAGAAAGACCUGUCUGACUUGGAGAGUCAAGUAGAGGAGCUCAGGGGCAACGUGAUCAAUCGAAGAUGCCGAGUAAACAUGAGCAACGUGGAAAGCAUGGCUCUAGUUCUCAGCAGGGCCAGCAAAACAGUAGCAGACCUGAAAGCGCGGUUUCCAAAUCUACAAGAAAGCUUGAAAUCAGUCAUGGGAGCAGAAAUGGAAGUUGUUGUUCGAGAAGAAAAGUUUCUCAAGGAAGAGCCGGAAAGACUAGAAAAUGCACUUAGGAGGUGCAAGAAGCUUACCGGAACACUAGUCACAUUAAAAAGGUUGGCAUCAGUUCAAGAGCAGAGGCACACUGGAGCUCACACGCUCCCCGAGAAAGCAGCAUCAGCGGACGGGCCAUAUUCCGACGGCGAGGCACACACUGCUCGGUCAAGCAGGCAGGCUUGGAAGUGGAGUUCUAAUUUCCGGGAGAAAAUAGACCUGUGGAGAGGGUACUCCACACUGGGAUGGUCGGAUAAGACCUGCGACGCGACGGCUGAGCCGGCCGGCGGCGCAGCAAGCGACAGCAGCAAGGGCAGCCCUGCAGCGCGCUCGGAGAACGCCCUGGACGCGCUGCUGGACGAGCUGCAGACCUUCUCCAAGCCGGCGGACAAGCGCGGCGGCCGGCCGCUGUCGGCAGACUCGCCCGUGAGGGCCUCUUCUUCUUCUGCGUCUGUGGGAAGCGCCAAGCCGCCCUCCGGCGCCACGGUCGUUGUCGUCGACGGUCCGGGCAGCGGCGGGGUCAACAAGAAGACGCCGCCGCCGCCUCCGCCGCGCACCACGAGCAAGUCACCGGUAACAUCGCCCACGGGCCCACAGCGGAGCCGCUCGGAGCCGGUGCGCACCAACGCGCUGGCCGCGGAGGACGCGAGCAGCAGCAGCAGCGGCAGCAGCGGUGGCCGGCGAGACCAGCUCUCCUCCAACAGCAGCAGCAGUGAGAGCGUCAACUCGCAGGAAGGGCUACAGGCACGCAGCCGACAGGAGCUGCUCGACUCGCGGCAUCAGGAGCUGCUGCGGAAACAGCGCCAGCUGCAAGAGCAGUACGCCCGGCUGCAGCUCCUCCAGCGCCUGUCGCCGCCCAAGCCGGACCUGAAGAAGACCGGCAGCGAGAGCAACAUCCUGCACAAAGCAUCUCUCUCGCUGGGCAGCGCUGGCGGCGCGUCCGGUUCGCUCACCCACCUGGCGGUGCCGUCGUCCGCCCUGCGCACGGGCGCCAAGAUCUACGAGACGGACAUACUGUAGUAAUGCGGCAUUUGGCUUGGCCUUGUGAUGUGUGCGCCCACCAUCUCGGAGGGCUCCCACCACGCGCUAGUCCCGGAGGUCUGUCUCCACUGAUGUCCGGCGGAACGCCGCGGGCCGCAGGUCGUGCGCACGAGGAGGAAUCCCAGCGGUUGAGAUAAUGACAGCGCGCAAGAGUCCCGAUAGUAUCGAUAUCAGUCUUAGACGUUGGCCUACUUUGUACUUUGAAUGUAGCGUUGAGUCGCAAUACCAGCUGAUACCCCUAAUUGACAUUUGUGGAACGUUAGUGGAAAUGCCCUAGCGACAUUUAGCCGUUGGAAGUGUUCUCCAAAGAACAAACGCAAUUGGCAAACAAGUAAUCAUUCAGGCUUUCUUUAGCGUUUGCAACGGCUUAAAAAAAGGACCUUGUUUCAAAGUUCUUUAAAAAGCCAAAAGAAAAAGAUGAGCUGUUUGGUAUCGGUAUCUUUCGCGGUUACAAAGGAUACACCGCGUCUUGAGCUGCAAGCUUAAAAGAAUGGAAACAUAAGGACAACCUGCGGCUCCUUCUCUUGGUGUUUAUUUUCUCCCGUGCACUACGCGCACCUGCGGCCUAGGUGAAGUGCAAUCGAAACACUUGGCUCGGGUGUCUAGACAGGAAGCCUUGCUUUGCGAAAGGGUACGCGCGACGUGCCAGUCUGUUUGUACCGGGAGGUAGCCGCCUCGCGGUAGGAGUAUAGAAGUUCGCGAUGUGUGUUGCGCGGGAAAGCACGUAUUAUGGCUCUAGAGCCGGUGAAAGAGUGGACGAUGUGCAAUGCGCUAGUAGGAAGGGAGUAGAAGGAGGAACGGGCUAACAUUGGGGGAUGCCACGCGACUGCGGACGUGGCUUUUAUUCGGGAGCGUUCGCCGUGCCUCUUCGGAGACAGUGAUCGGCCAACUUAACAACGCGAGACGGUCUUGUUUCGCGUACAUGCAGCCACGAUGCCGAAACUGUCAGCGAUGAGGCGGCCAAGUCCGCACAUCACGUGCUCAGCCUCGGCGUGUUUCUUUUCUUAUGUAGUACAUGCACAAGUGUGGUCAUAACGUGUCCAUUUUCCUCCCGGCCCACAAGAGCUGUGCGUUCACUUGGCAGGGUGAGUGUUUUCGACCACUCUAUUUUAUUCUCUGGCUGAAAAGAAGGAUGUACCGUGUGGCGGAAAAAUUCCGAGGCUUCCAUGGUGGCGCUGUGUGCAGAGUACAGGUUUAGAGGAACCCUCAUUGCUGUUUGACGCUUAUACGUUGUCGAAGUUACGCUGCUCUCUGAGCAGCCCUCUGUGAACGCCGUGCGUGAGUUGUCUGAAGAGAGGAUGCUUGAAGUAAAACAAAAGGAAGCGAACGUACUUCGCCAUGCAUAAUCACUGUUAGUUGCCGUAGUGCUCGCACUUCUGAGAAAAAAAAAACGUUCUGUACACUUUUCUAUUCAUGAACUGCCUCCGGCAGGCCGACAUGUUUGUUAUGUAUGGUGCCGGGCUGGUCGUAUUUUCGCCCCGAUGUAUUCACUAAACACGAAGUUUGGCAGUGGUCUGAGAUGUCAAAACUCCCGUUGUGUUCACCACUUAUUAUACAAGUCCCUGCAUUGCUUUCAUCUACUCUACCAACCUUGUCGGAAAACCUUAACCCAACACUUUGUCCGGUGUUUUGACGCUUUUAUUGUCUUCUUGAGAACGUUCGCGUUAUUUGUGCGGACUGCAGUACAGGAGUGGCCACCAUAUGUGGAAGUUUAUCUCAUACAAACUGGAUGAUAUUUGGAAUCUUUUGAAGAGUACAUCGUGCUCGUAGUUUGUCACCGCUAAUCAUUCACUUAUACUUUACGUUGACUUGAAGUGAUCAGGUCCUUGCAGGUGACCUAAUGCAUUCACUCUGUUUCCAGUCUUUGUUGCCUUUUGAAGCACUGAAUAUCACAUGUGUUGCCCUGUAAUCAAACGCCUACUUCGCAGCGUGAUAACUUAUGGAUUUUUUGUACACCCAAUUGCAUAUUUCAUAGGAUAACGUUAAUCAAUAAUUUUUUUUUGGCUGAAGAAGAAAAGUGAACUUUAAACUAAUUUUAUUUUUUGAGCUUCAUAACUUUCGUUCUUUUUUUUGCCACACAGCUACGACACGUUCUACGAACUAAAAUUACUGUGCAGCCCUACUUCAUUCAGUAUUUAGAUAAACUUGCCUGCUACUAGCUGCAACCUCAUAUAAGAAAAUGAAUAACCCAUUUCGUUUACGUCAUUGAAAGAGAAGUGCAUAUUACUUUUUGUUAGUUAUAAGUUGCUCAAAUAUGGGCUCACAGUUCAGCCGGACAUAUUCGCCAAAAUCAGAUGCGUCACCAAGUGCGGCGUUCCACGGGCAUGUACCUUGCGCUGCCGGUAAUCAAGAAUUUUCUUCAGUAAAAAAAAGAGUAUGUAUGCCCGACACAGGGACAGAGCUGAGCAUCCCUGCUGCAAUAUGUCCAUCCUGCAGCUUAGAUACGCGUGCUAAAAAUUGAGAAUAUUUACAGGAGUAGCACUUCUUAUCGAUCCGCUCCUGAAUGCCAUUGACUGUUGCAUAUGCUGAAAUACAUGCUGCAUGACAUUCUUCAAUGCACUGAAGAUACCCAGCGCAGAAACAAUAACACUACACCGAAAAGAUUCGCACAUCAAAUACUUUUAGAGAUCCACGGGUAAAAUGUAAAUGUUGUUCGCUGGUAGACGAUGUUCCGCGAAAUGGUGUCCACCGCGGUAAGCUGUCCUUCCGCGACCCUGCAGUGUGGAACAUUGGUUGUUACGAUGAAAAUGGUUUCACGUUACAGAACAUUCACGCAUGUUGCCCGCAGUAUCUUUGCUGUCUCAAAAAGCGUCAAUGUGCGAAAAAAAAACGCAACGGUUAGGAAAGACUAAUAACAUUGAAGUCCAUCUGUUAUGCUGUGUUCACUCCAUCUCUAUCUCGAGACACACUCUGUGGUGUGCUAUAAUACGGUACCACUCCCCGGCUUUAUUACUCUCGUUCGCGUAGAGUUUCUUUGCAGUUUGCACGCCAUAAAGUCGUGCGUGCGUAUUCGCUCUGCAUACGCAAAAUAAAUAUGUAUUCAGCAAACCCAUCUACACCAUCUCGUGUUUCCACAAGUACCUGCCUACCGUCCCCUACCUGGAUACUGUUUGCAUUAAUGUGCAUAGACUCCCACGACCUUAGCUCCCCCGCCGGAAAAUAGUUGUUCUGAAAGUUUCCUUCUUACUCUAGCGCGUGUUGUUACAUGAUUAUAUGCUUCUGACAUGACGGCGAGGGUAUGUUCUAUGUGGUGCAUUGCGGAGCAGCGCCACACCUGUCGUCUUGUCGUAAAGUGUGUUUACUAGGAAUGCCUGUUGGCUGUCUUCGCAGUUACGCUUUUCGCCGAUUUUUAAGGAAGACCAAACGAAUGAUCAAAUAUCGUAGUUGGCGCAUGAUACUCGUAAGCUGUCCUAAAUGUGCAUGUGGAACAAAAACCAUGCUCUUUAGGACUUACUGCGUGAUGUUUAUGGUCCGGCGCAUAUUGCCACGAAGGCCAGUAAGUUAAUAAAUUUCUACAUUUUCACAUUAUGCUGGCCCUCACUUAUGAGUUCUUCACCAUCUGUUUUGCCAUUUAUCGCGCACUGUUUGGUGCAGAAUUUCACACAUGGAUGUGCUUGCUGUUGUAUUGGAGAGAAUGGCUCGUACAGGGGCUUUGCGGACGUUAAAGCAGUCACGCGACUAUAAUGUGUACAAGUACUGCAAAGGUUUAACACAGCGUGUGACAAGUGCAGUAGGGUAGUUAAUCGCUUAACGUGAGCUGUCUUUUUACGUUUAUGACGCAUUCACAGCACGUUAAUAUCACCAAAAAGUUGUUCUCAAUAUUAUUCUCGAACCAACAAUAAAGUCGGCGUGCAUAUGAUUGCGAAAGAGAUGGCAUGAGAACGUUCCCGGUUAUGAAGUAAAUAUGUAAAUGCUUUCAUACUAAUGUAAUUAUUUUCCUUCUCACCCCAGAUUACUACAACAAAAUUCUCUUUACUUUCGCAACAAGGGCAGUUGUUUUUGUGGCCACAGAGCUGUUUAUUAGCCUGCGAAACAAGAACGAAAAACUUUGCAACGUCAUUGCGAGCAUCACUGUGAAGAGACGUGAUCUUUGAUGUGAGCAAUGCCUACGGUGGUAUUUGAAUUUACGAAUGUGCUGUUUUCAUCUUUUAAAUGAAGAUGGCAUAUAGGUUACUCACCUUUUAGCGCAUAUAUGCACCCUUGGUGGUUUGCUAAGCGUUGACCGUGUUUCCAUUACGUGGUAUUUUUCAGCUGUGUGCAUUAAUUAUUACAAGGCUAUAGUGAGUGAAUGAAGCCUUACCUUGCCGUUCCAUUCGUUGUCUGCUUAUAGCACCUCUUAAUUUUUCUAAGUACCUGUGUGUUCACACGUAUAUGCGAUGUGCUAAGGAUUUUUCUGCAUAUAUUGCACACCACCUACUUACGGGGCGACCAUUAUUAAUUUUUUUUUUUUUUUGCACUGGAGAGGUCCCCGAUCUACGCUGCAGAUUUCAUACAAAAAUACAUUGACCCUUUAUCAUCGUUUCAUGAGCCUCCGUUAUAUCCUCGAGUUGUUGUUUCCUGUACAUUGAAUGUGGCAUGGUCGUGGAGUUCCUUUGUUAUAUCACAGAAGCUUCUGGCAUCCAGGGUUUCCUGACAAUCUCGAGCAAUAAGUUAUAAAAGUAGUUUAUUUGGCCGAUUGAAGGUGAGAGUGUCGCUCAAAGCAUUUUUCACGCAUUCUUCAUCUUGAAGGAAAUGCGAGGAGCAUACAUCAUGUGGUAUCAUGCGUAGUAAUCUCAUUCUUAUGUUGUGAGUUGCCGAAUCGAUGAAUUUGAAGUGGCUUCAAAGCUCCGUAAUUUUAUGAAAUUAAAUAAACGUGUUUCAGUAUAAGCACUCUAGUCGGCAGAAGAAACGGUGCAUAUUGAGGGCGCAACGAAAAUUUCUGUUUGACUAGACAUCUGAAGCCUUAAUUAGAAUUAUCAGUGUUGAUUUCAUUCGCAUUAAAAUGGGUGACAAGCAUGCCACUUACCUAGUUUUACUUGUCAAAUACUUCUGCUGCUUCAUAAAUGUAGCUACUGUUGACCAAACAGUGAUGGCGACGAUAUUGUAUCAUUAUGUGCUCGUUUACCAUUGUGUUAAAUGUAAGCGCUUGUAACAGCGCACGCAACAUUCACAAAGAGAGGCUAACAUUUAAAUACUUAUGGCUGUGUGUACAUACACGUGUACCUCUAUCCAUUUUUUCUCGUGUGUAACUAGUUGGCGCGAUUUUCGGAUACCUAUCCCCUUGGGGGAAUCGGCCGCGCUGAAGCGUUAUUUUUAGACUUGAAAUGCAAUGAAAGGAGAUUCGUUCGUAUGGCCUACGCUGGUGACGUUUCUAUUAUCUUACUCGUCUCAGGUGCUCUUUGACUUGUUAUAGUCGCUACCGUAUUCAGUAUACAGCGUGGACUCGUGUUUUCUUUGAUAUCGAUUGAUCACUGACCGCGGAUUAGAAGUGUAACAUAAGUAUGUUGUGAAUUUUGUCAAAAAUAAAAAGUCGUGUCUU
Molecule: messenger RNA, 9808 nt
Organism: Rhipicephalus sanguineus (brown dog tick)
Lineage: Eukaryota; Metazoa; Arthropoda; Arachnida; Ixodida; Ixodidae
Product: coiled-coil domain-containing protein AGAP005037
Exons: 29
Coding region: 244-4269 (1341 amino acids)
Cellular component (GO): cytoplasm
Source: RefSeq, a predicted model, not a curated record